CGUUGGUGUGGAAGGACAUAAAGAAACGGUUUCCUAAGAAUUUAUGUACCUGAGAGAAGUCCUGAUGAUCACUUCACCUACCCCUUAAAAAUCCUGAUUCUUGAACCAAAACAUCAGCGUGAAAUUUUGAUUUUCCUGAUGAGAUCAAGAUUUGGAGUUCAUCAUGCAAUCAUUCUCCUCUUUAGCAUUAAUGGCUUUGUUAAUGGAGGAGAGAAUGAAACAGACCAAGAAGCCUUGCUUGAAUUCAAGACCAAGAUCACCAGUGACCCUCUUGGCAUCAUGAACUUAUGGAAUACAUCAGUUCAGUUUUGCCAGUGGUAUGGUGUCAAAUGUAGCCCUAAGCACCAAAGGGUUACUGUUUUGGACCUUAACUCACAGCUCCUCCAGGGGUCCAUAUCACCACAGCUUGGAAAUCUCAGCUUUCUACAAGUCUUACAUCUCUAUAACAACAGCUUCAGCAGUGAAAUUCCCCCGGAUUUAGGCCGGUUGCGCAGGCUAAAGAUGCUGCGGUUGCAUAAUAAUUUGCUCAGUGGAGAAAUUCCUCCCAAUAUUUCAAGUUGCUUGAACCUUAUCACCAUCACACUUGGUCGCAACAACUUGAUAGGCAGGAUUCCAAUGGAAUUCAGUUCUUUAUUGAACCUUCAAUUACUGAAGGCAGAGUUCAAUAAUCUGACAGGAGGAAUCCCUUCAUUUUUUGGCAAUUAUUCAUCUCUACAAGUGCUGAGCACAACCUUCAACAAUUUUGGUGGAACACUCCCAGACACUCUUGGUCAACUAAAGAACUUGUAUUACAUUUCAAUGGGUGCGAACUUCUUGACCGGUACCAUCCCUUCAUCACUAUACAAUCUUUCUUUUUUGAGUAUUUUUUGCUUCCCACAAAACCAGCUUCAAGGGACUCUUCCCUCAGACCUGGGCAACAAAUUUCCUUACCUUGUAGAGCUUAAUGUUGGUGACAACCAAUUUACUGGAAGCAUUCCAGUUUCGUUGUCCAAUUCUUCAUACCUGGAGAGACUUACUAUCGCGAUAAAUGGAUUUACCGGAAACGUGCCUUCGUUGGAGAAGAUGCAUAAACUUUGGUGGCUAAGCAUCUCCACAAAUCAACUUGGAACUGGAGAAGCUCGUGAUUUGGAUUUCUUGUCUACCGUUAGCAACGCAACUAGUUUGCAGCUUAUGGCUAUAAACGUCAACAAUUUUGGCGGGAUGUUGCCUAGUGCCAUCACCAACUUUACCAGCCUUAGCAUAAUGACCCUGGAUUCUAAUCGGAUAUUUGGGAGCAUCCCAGCUGGUUUGGGAAAUUUGGUUAACUUGGAGAUGCUAUAUAUGGGGAAAAACCAAUUCACAGGUAAUAUUCCUGAAGAAAUUGGAAAACUUCAGCAACUAAAGAAGUUGGGUCUUCAAGGAAACAAAUUCUCAGGUAACAUUCCAUCUUCUUUCGGAAACUUAACCCUGUUGACCCAUCUCUACAUGUAUCAAAGCAGUUUAAAGGGUAGCAUCCCACCAGAACUAGGCAAAUGCCAAAACUUGUUGUUAUUGAAUCUCAGUCAAAACAACCUUACUGGUGCAAUCCCAAAAGAAGUUUUGAGCAUCCCAUCCUUGACAAUCUAUAUGGACCUAUCACGAAACAACUUGAUAGGUUCCCUUCCUACAGAAGUAGGAACUUUGACAAAUCUUGGAAAAUUGGAUAUUUCGCAUAACAUGUUGUCUGGAGAAAUUCCAGGCACUCUUGGCAGUUGUGUUAGAUUGGAAUUUUUGUUCAUGCAAAACAACUUCUUUCAGGGUACUAUCCCCUCAUCUUUUAUUUCAAUGAGAGGUCUACGAGUUUUAAAUCUGUCACACAACAACUUGACUGGAAACAUUCCAGAUUUUUUCUUGGAUUUUCGCACGUUGGCUACCUUGAAUCUGUCUUUCAAUAAUUUUGAGGGUUUGGUACCGACAGAUGGACUGUUUCGGAAUUCGAGUGCAGUUUCAGUGGUUGGAAACAGUAAGCUAUGUGGCGGCAUUGCUGAGUUCCAGCUACUCGAAUGCAAUUUCAAAGGGACUAAAAAGGGGAGAUUGACACUUGCAAUGAAACUAGUCAUUGCUGCUUCUGCACUUCUGUGUGCAGCAUUGGUCCUAACUUCUCUGUUUCUCUUGUUCGUUAAGAGGAAAAAGGUAGAACCCACACCAACCUCUCCCGAGAACUCAGUUCUCGAAAUGUCUUACCGUAGUCUGCUCAAAGCCACUGAUGGGUUCUCCUUGACUAAUUUGCUUGGUGUGGGUGGUUUUGGGUCUGUCUUCAAAGGCAUACUUGAUAAUGAUGAAAAGCUCGUUGCAGUGAAGGUGCUAAACCUUCUAAACCCUAGAGCUUCCAAGAGCUUUAAAGCCGAAUGUGAGGUCUUGCGGAAUGUCAGGCAUCGAAAUCUUGUCAAGCUACUGACUGCAUGCUCUGGUAGUGACUAUCAAGGAAAUGAUUUCAAGGCUUUGGUUUAUGAAUUCAUGGUUAAUGGGAGCCUUGAGGAGUGGCUGCAUCCGAUAGUUCCUGGAAUCGAUAAGGCAAGUGAAUCAUCUAGGAGCUUGAACUUUGUUCAGAGACUUAACAUUGCCAUUGAUAUUUCUUGUGCUCUGGAGUAUCUUCACCGUGGUUGCAGAACACCAAUCGUUCACUGUGAUCUCAAGCCAAGCAAUGUUCUUCUCGACGAUGACAUGACAGGACAUGUAGGAGAUUUUGGGCUGGCAAGGUUCUUUCCUGAAGCCACUAAUAACCUAUCCUUUAAUCGGUCAAGCACCAAUGGAGUAAGAGGAACUAUUGGCUACACUGCUCCAGAAUAUGGUAUGGGAAAUGAAGUGUCGACAUCUGGUGAUGUAUUCAGUUAUGGAAUCCUGUUAUUGGAGAUGUUCUCAGGGAAGAGACCGACUGACGAAAUCUUUGAAGACAGCUUGAACCUUCAUACCUCCAUGAAAGCUGCUUUGCCGGGAAAAGUGGAAGAAAUUUUGGAUCCAAUUCUUGUUCAGGAAAUAAAAGGAGACACGAGCAGCAGUUAUAUGUGGAAAAGCAAAGUGCAGGACUGCGUCGUUCCAGUAUUUGAAGUAGGAAUUGCUUGCUCUGCUGAAUUGCCUAGCGAACGGAUGGAUAUAAGUCAGGUUACCGCUGAGCUACAGGCGAUUAAAGAAAAACUUCUUAUAAGUGAAGACAUGGGGACACAUGAAGUACAGUCCGUAGAAAAUCUAGAAGAGCAUGAUGUGGAGACGAGGUGCAGGAAACGAUGGCAAACAGCUCACAUGGUGGGAGCAACUUGAUUGAAGAAUCACAAAUUGUAAGUCAUGAAUCAUGAAUGUCGUAAUAUAAAUGCUUUCAAAGAGUCAUUCAUGAAAAUCCACAUAUCAGCCUAAAGGGCAAGCCUACAAGGAGUGCACUUCCAAGUCAACCAAUUCCU
Populus euphratica (Euphrates poplar) is the source of this 3413-nucleotide messenger RNA. Its product is annotated as probable LRR receptor-like serine/threonine-protein kinase At3g47570. Gene Ontology annotation, biological process: protein phosphorylation. The record is from RefSeq and is a predicted model, not a curated record. NCBI's taxonomy places the organism in Eukaryota, Viridiplantae, Streptophyta, Magnoliopsida, Malpighiales, Salicaceae. Bases 139 to 3276 code for a protein of 1045 amino acids. The transcript is spliced from 4 exons. Gene Ontology annotation, molecular function: ATP binding; protein kinase activity; protein binding.